Messenger RNA from Bombus huntii, 1461 nucleotides. It is a transcript of the gene Wbp2, whose product is annotated as WW domain-binding protein 2. The transcript is spliced from 4 exons. NCBI's taxonomy places the organism in Eukaryota, Metazoa, Arthropoda, Insecta, Hymenoptera, Apidae. Gene Ontology annotation, biological process: positive regulation of DNA-templated transcription. The record is from RefSeq and is a predicted model, not a curated record. Gene Ontology annotation, cellular component: nucleus. Gene Ontology annotation, molecular function: transcription coactivator activity; chromatin DNA binding. The coding region runs from base 192 to 1079 and encodes 295 amino acids.
AAGAUGAUUACGCAUUUAUGUGAAAUAUAAGUUCACCAUAUACGUAUUGUGCGCAUAUAUAUAUCGUUAGAUAUAUUGUAUUGAGAUAAGUGCGCAUGCGCACUGCGCCAUACUUAUCACUUAUGAAUCAGCUGAUGAAGGAAGAUUGUUGCUGGAAAUUUCAACAGUAUUGGAGAAAACGUUAAAAAAAUAUGUCGUUAAAUACCGCUCACGCUAACGGGGGCGUUCUAAUACACGCCGGAGAAUGCAUAUUAUUAUUUUGUGACAAUGUCACAAUGGAAUUCCAUGGACCAGAACAAGUGGAAUUUGCUGGUACCAAAUAUGGUAGAUUAUACCUGACCACCCAUCGAAUGAUUUUUAAUGCCAAAGAUCUCAAAGAAAGGAUGCAGUCAUUUAGUUUUCCUUUUAUAACACUAUGUGAUGUUGAAAUAGAACAGCCAAUAUUUGGUGCUAAUUACAUCAAAGGUAAAUGCCGUGCUCAACCAAAUGGCAAUUGGAUUGGAGAAUGCAAGUUCAAGUUGCAUUUCAAAAGUGGUGGUGCAAUAGAAUUUGGUCAAGCUAUGUUAAGAGCAGCAGCAAUGGCUCAGCGUAAUGGACCUGCAAAUGAUGCUCCACCACCAUACCAACCACCAACAUCAAAUUGGUACGCAGCUCCACCACCUGCUUACCAAGCAACACAGACUGGCUAUUAUGGGUGGCUUCCACAAAAUGAUGCAUUUUCACAUACUCCACCAGCAAACAGUGUAUAUAUGACGGAUAUGCCACCACCGUAUCCUGGUAUAAAUACACCUUAUCAAGGAUAUGCAAAUGCACCGCCACAAGGUGCAUGGGGCACUUCCAGUCAACAACCUAAUUGGACACCACCUCAACAAAAUGGAGCACCUGGGUGGGCUAAUCCAAGUUAUAAUGCCCAACCAAUGUCCCAAGCAGGUGCGUAUCCAAACUAUGGACAGCCAGCAUAUAACAGUUAUCCACAAAACCCUCCACCAUAUACUCCAUAUUCUCAAGGUAAUAAUUAUACACAGUCUGGCUAUUACCCACAACAAAAUCCUUACAAUCCAUACCCAUCUAAUUACUAAUUAUUAAACAUAUGAGGCUACAUGUUUUGUGUAUGCAUGUUUGUAUCAUACUUUAUCUGAAUAAUGGCCAAAUUUUCGAAAGUCUUUAAAAUAAAUUAUAAUAAAUGAAAGAUAAAAAAAUAUUAAAGUUAGUAUAUUAAAAGUGCAAAGAAGGAACAUAUGAAUAAACUUGUAUCUUAUACUAUUCUUUAUGACAUGAGAAUCAUAUGAUAUAAUACAUACACAUAACAGUGAAUAUCAAGUUAUUUUUAAAUAUUUGUUUUUUAUCAAUUAUUAUUGUAUAUUAAAGUAUUAUAUUUUUGCUGCUUCGAUCAUAUAUAGCUUUGUGAUGAUCAUUAUAAUACAAGAACAUAUUAUGUUAUUAAAAUUUAGCCAAAUAUAA